AUGGCUGUUGGUAGAAAAAAAACAUUUCGUCAUGGUUUUCCGUACCAGCCAACUGCACUUGCAUUUGACCCCAUACAACGGUUAUUGGCCAUUGGCACCAAAAACGGAUCCUUACGAAUAAUUGGAAGACCUGGAGUGGAUGCACAGGUUAGACACGAAUUAGAGGCGGCCGUUGUUCAGGUGGAGUUUCUGAUGAACGAAGGAGCGUUAAUCACAGUAACUGCCGACGAUAGUUUACACCUAUGGAAUUUCAGACAAAAAAGAGCUGACGUUGUCCACAGCUUGAAAUUUCAACGAGAAAGAAUUACAGUUAUACACCUUCCACUCCGUAGCAAGUGGCUGUACGUGGGUUCAGAAAGGGGAAAUGUACAUUUCGUCAACGUCGAGACGUUUACCCUUUCCGGCUACAUAAUAAACUGGAAUAAAGCCAUUGAAGUGACCAGACCCACUCAUCCAGGGCCCAUCGUGCACCUGAGCGAUAAUCCUGCAGAUUCCAGCAAGCUGCUCAUUGGAUUCGAGACUGGUCUAAUGGUGUUGUGGGACCUGAAGACAAAGAAACCCGAAUGCCGCUGGCAAUGGGGUGACUCGCUCAAGUCUAUAGAUUGGCAUUUUGAAGGAAAACAGUUCACGUGCAGUCACAAUGAUGGCAGUCUUACUACGUGGAAUGUCAAGCCAUCUACAAAACCAGCAAACAUAAUUUAUCCUCAUGCAAAAAACAAAUCAGAAUCAUGCAAGCCCAUUCAAAAAGUCGAGUGGAAAUCAUCGAAAUCCGGUGAAUCGUAUUUGAUAUUUUCUGGAGGGUUGACCGCCGAUACUGCUGGACGCGUGCCCAGCAUAACGAUCAUGCACGGGAAAACGACUACCGUUCUCGAAAUGGACCACAACAUCGUCGACUUCGUUACGCUGUGCGAAAGUCCUUACAACAGCGACGUCCAAGAGCCGUAUGCCGUAGCGGUACUCAUGCAAAACGACCUGGUGCUGAUCGACCUGCUCAGCUCAGGGUACCCGUGUUUCGAGAACCCACACCCGAUGGACAUUCACGAAUCACCCGUGUCAUGCGUCCAUUACAUCGCCGAUUGCCCUUCAGACUUGAUACCUGCUUUCUAUUCGGUCGGUUCGAGGUCCGCAUCCAAGCGGACCGGCUACAGCGAGAACAAGUGGCCCAUUGCCGGUGGUGAGUGGAGCCCGACAUCGUGCAGCUACAACGAGAUAAUUCUCACGGGACACACGGACGGUAGCGUUCGGUUUUGGGACGCGAGUGCUGGCAGUCUACAAGUGCUGUACAAACUGAAAACUGCCAAGGUGUUCGAAAAAGCCAGGUCGAAAUCACCGGAAGGUGGUGAUGAAGAUCAAUUUUCCGUGCAACUGUUGUCAUUCUGUCCGGAGAGCAGGAAAUUAGCCGUUGCCGGCAUCUCGUCUUACGUCGUACUAUUCAAAUUCCGCAAACUCGAGUCAACGUUCGAAACCACGACGCUCGAGAUACCGAUAUACUCGGAGAGCUUGGACGAGGCCGCCGAAAGCUCRCCCGAAGAAGCGCCAUCGAAACYRCCGGGCGCGUCCGACGAAAGUACCACGCUGGUCAAGGUCCGGACAGGGCCCCAGAAGAAACCACCAGGCUUCCAGGCAUGUCUGGCUUGCGUCACGCCCUCCGCCAACGGUGAACCACCUGGUCAGAUCACCGCGCUCACGAUUAAUUCAUCGUACGGACUACGCGAUCGGUCGGGCGAAGUUGAAAACUUUCCACAUUUGAAGGGCCUCGAAGACGAAGCCGAGGAACUGGAAGAACUCAGCAAACUGGCCCUGAGCCCGGUGGGCGUGUACUCGACCCAGGUGUCACCGAACCCCACCAACCCGGAUUGGGUGGACGACGCGACCGAGCGGGCGGAAGAGGCGCUCGUCCUGAUCCCGGCCGCGGCACCAGAACCCGGAGAACCGGCGGAACCGGGAGAACCACCGCCGCAGCCCAUCGCGGUGUCCGCAUCUUCGGAACCGGCCACUCCGGCGCCGGUCAAGGGUAACGGCCGCCGGACCAGUCACUCGUGGCGGGGCCUAAAGAAACAACUGAGUCGCGUCGAUCUGAGACUGAAAAACACGUUCAACGCGACGCCAGCCAAGAACAAGGCAUCCACGUUCUACGGAACUGGCGAACAACCGGAUACAGACGAAGCCGGAAACGUCGGCACCGGCUCUGCCACGACUGCCACCACAUCAACGACCACCACAACCACUGGCCGUCUACCUCAAAUCAUAACCGAAACCGAUGGUCAAGAGCAGCGGCCGGACGUUGGUGGCACGCAGUCGGCAGCCCAUGACCAGUCGUCCACCUCGGCCGCGGCCACCAGACCCACGGAGCUCAAGCUGUUUGACCGUGACGGCAAGCCCAUUAAACCCCCGCGAUCCACCAAAGAGCACCGGAAACGGACGUCGCUGGACAAGCAGAGCAACCUGACCACGGGGUCGUCGCGAGACGCUCGACUCUUGUCUGUGCCCAACAUCAAAUACAGCCAAAGGGACCCAAGACAUAACCGGUCGAACAACCAAGCGUUCAUCAACCUCAUUAAACGACUAAACAAGUUGGACAGCUCUUUCUCCAGAUCGCGGAGUUCUAGCAUGUCGAGCUUAGACAACAUCACCUCGGAGUCGAUACAGUGUUUGACGUUCGGCGAUUCGUACACGAAGAAAUCCGAUCCGUCUAACUUCCCGACCCUCUGGAUAGGCACCAGUGUGGGAUCGGUGCUCACCAUAAUGAUCAAUCUACCACCUUCCGGAGAGCCCAGGGCGACGCAGCCCGUAACCGUUGCCCCUUGUGGUACAAUAUUCAGACUGAAGGGCGGAGUGCUUACCAUGUCGUUCCUGGACUGCAACGGYGCAUUAAUACCCUACGCGUACGAAGCGUGGAGAGACGAGGGCCGAGACAAACAAAAAACGCCAACCAAAAACUCGAGCGGACUGAACCGCAUGUCACCGGCGUUGACGGGGAGCUCGGAGAGCGUAUCCAGCAACCCCGGCGGCGGCGGUGGCGUCAGCGGUUUGGGCGUCGCGCAGCUCCAACAACAGUCGCAGGUGUCGUGCGACCGGCAGUUCGUGACCAUCGUCAGCGAAAAACAGGUCAGAGUGAUUGCCCUCCCGUCGCAGAACUGCGUCUCCAAACAUGUGAUACCCGACGCCGACUUCAUGGUCAAAUCCGAAGUCAUAUCCAUGAAAGAUAGUGUAUGCCUGGCGUGUUACAUAUCCAACGGCCACAUUAACAUCUACAGCCUGCCGAGUCUCAAGGUGCUGGUGGACGUAGACUUCCUGGCGCUCUCCGAUCUGAGUUUUCAGACCCAGAAACAGGGCAUAGUUGACCCAAUGUUAUCCAUAUGGGGCCAACAGAUGUUUGUCAAUGAAGACACUGACCAAAUUGCCAAGACGUUUUGCUUCAGUAAUCGGGGACAUGGGCUGUUUUUGAACACGCCGUCAGAGGUGCAGAGAUUUUCUGUUUCCACUGAAUUCUGCCAAAGUCUACCAGAAAUGAUGGGUGAACUGUUCCAACCGCACGAGAUGCCUGAACCGCCUAAGCAAAGUUUCUUUAUAGGACUUUUUGGAGGUGGUUCUAGAUCCAUCGACCGUGAAGAAUUAUGUAUGUAA
Messenger RNA from Diuraphis noxia (Russian wheat aphid), 3627 nucleotides. RefSeq names its product syntaxin-binding protein tomosyn (gene Tomosyn). Gene Ontology annotation, cellular component: plasma membrane; SNARE complex; cytoplasm. Gene Ontology annotation, molecular function: syntaxin binding; GTPase activator activity; myosin II binding. Lineage: Eukaryota; Metazoa; Arthropoda; Insecta; Hemiptera; Aphididae. Gene Ontology annotation, biological process: Golgi to plasma membrane transport; exocytosis. The record is from RefSeq and is a predicted model, not a curated record.